Messenger RNA from Stylophora pistillata, 4250 nucleotides. Its product is annotated as zinc finger protein zfp-1. NCBI's taxonomy places the organism in Eukaryota, Metazoa, Cnidaria, Anthozoa, Scleractinia, Pocilloporidae. Gene Ontology annotation, biological process: regulation of transcription by RNA polymerase II. The record is from RefSeq and is a predicted model, not a curated record.
UCCGCCAUUCACGCAGCCGCACUAAACACAUGUGGAGCCUCGCGCGUCGAGCGCGUCCAUUUUAGUUUUGGGAACCAAACGCAAACUCCAAAGUGGUUCUUUUGUCUCCCCCAUGCCUGAUUCGGUGUAGUCCAGGCCAGAAACGCUCCUUACAGGGGUUUCAAAUCAUCGAAACUGCUAAACAUGGUAAAAGAGAUGAUAGGAGGUUGUUGUGUUUGUUCGGACGAAAGAGGAUGGGAUGAGAAUCCACUGGUUUACUGUGACGGCCAUGGCUGCAAUGUUGCCGUUCAUCAGGCGUGUUACGGCAUCGUGCAAGUUCCAAAGGGACCGUGGUUUUGUCGGAAAUGCGAAUCCCAAGAAAGAAUCGCUCGAGUGAAAUGUGAAUUGUGUCCAUAUAAGGAAGGUGCUCUUAAAAGAACAGAUACUGGAGGCUGGGCCCAUGUUGUCUGUGCUCUGUACAUUCCUGAAGUGAGAUUUGGAAAUGUUUCUACCAUGGAACCAAUCAUUUUGGCAUCUGUUCCUCAUGAUCGCUUCUGUAAGACUUGUUAUAUUUGUGAAGAGAGAGGACGGGAGAGUAAGACAGCUCAUGGAGCCUGUAUGAGCUGCAACAAGGCAGGAUGCAGAUACGCUUUUCAUGUCACUUGUGCGCAGAGUUCUGGAUUGCUUUGUGAGGAAAAUGAUGGCCAGUCAGGUCCGACAGUCAAGUAUGUUGGUUACUGCCAGUUCCACUGGAAUAAGAGGGCUAAAGGUGUUCUGUUCAACAGUAAACCCGCAGAAAAAACGAAUAAGAUUCUAGAAAAAGAGAAAGAUAUCAAGGAAAAAGAUACAAAGAACAAAGACAUCAAGGACAGUGUAGAAAAACCAAAGAUUGAUAAAGAUAAAGAAAAAGAAAAAGAAAAGAAAGCUCCAAAACCAAGGUUGUCCACUGGUCCUACAUCUGCUGCUACAGCCACUGAACAAUCACCUAAGGUUGACAGCAAUGCCUCCAGCACGACUAGUCAACCUGUCACUCCUAAACAAAGAGGAAGAAAGCCCUCUACUGUUAAGACACCGACAGAGUCACCUUGUAAUUCUAAGACAGCUGUAGAGACACCGAAACCACUGAACAGCAUAACUGGUAAUAUCCCUAUCCAGUUGGCAGUACCUGGGGUAGUGCCAUUGUCAACUCUGCCUGUUCAGAGUGGUGCCUCCAGCAUAGCAGCUACUGCCGUCAAGGACACUGUCCCAAGACCGGCGGCAAUUCUUGGUCCGGAAAUGCUGCCUAAAUCUGUAUCUUCUCAGUUGCAGGACAUUCCACAACCUUCCUCCAGCGUCCUAGUACCUGAGAUAGCAAAACAGAUGGAGAUAGUUAUGCCAACAGAGGCAACUGCACCUAAACAGACAAUUAAACCGACUGUGGUGGGUAAUACUCAAACUAAGAAACGGGCUGCACCCAAGAGUGGGGAUGAACCCAAGAGAAAAGUUGGUAGGCCCCCCUUAAAGAAAAAAAACAACACUCCCACAGUAAGUCGCAAGAAUGGAACGCAAGUUUCUUCCUCGAAUACAGUGACUUCCCCUUUAAAUACAGCAUUUUCAUCAACAUUUCCUCAGGAAAACCACGGGGCAUCAACAUCUCUUCCAUCGUUGCCAACUUUUUCUAAUCAGAAUGUGCUUCCGAGCAAUACUCAAGGAGCGAGUGUACGUCAGAACGGUCCAAGGACUCCGAGUCCGAACGCGUACAUGAUCCCACAACCACGAAACAGAGGACUUCUCGAGAACGGCCAUCUACAACGGCCACCAAACAACAAUGUGACCCAAGGACCUUUACAACUUCCAACAAGUUUAGAAGAACUGCUGGAAUAUCAGUGGGAACAGGGGGCUCAGUUUCUCAUGCAGCAAGCGUCGCAGUAUGAUGUUGCGUCACUGAUGUCCAGCUUACAUCAGCUUAAAGCCGACAAUUCACGGCUCGAAGAACGUCUGUCUACCCUGACAAACCGGAAAAACCAGUUAUUACAAGUGAAUGCUCGGUUAGCCACUCCCAUGUCCUGUACAAACACAAGCUCCACGGUCACGCCGUCCAACGCGAAGCAGCCGGCAUUGAGUGGCUCUGGCGUGACAGCUGUAACGCAGGGUGCAUUGUCAACCGACACCAAAACCACGCCGAGCAAUUAUGGUCCGCGAGGGUCCAUAAGUGCUGGUUCAGAUGGGGCACCCAAAGUGGAUGUCUCUCCAGGCACCAAGGAUGGUAAGGUCCCUUUGAGUUCUAGUGUUAAACCAGUGAGUGGCAGUGUUGUAGAAAAGGAAAUACCAAACGGGGAGUUAAGAGGCGGCAAGAACAAGGAACAGCAAAACAAACGUCCAGAGACAAAUUUGAACACUGCGCCAAGCACGUCUUCGUCCUCAACGUCUUUUCAGAAGCAGCCGGUGAAGGUAAAUAGUUUGCUUGUGCCGACGGCGUCAAAAACAGCCCUGCCUCCUCAGACACUUUUAGCUCAGCAGGAAAAAGAGAAGCAGCAGAAACAAGCGCAGGUGAAUGUGAUGUCACAUGUUAUUACAUCUGCUCAUCCCACCUCAAAAACAACACAACAGGUACAACAACAACAGGUACAACAACAACAACAACAACAGCAGCAGUUGCAGUCGCGUUUUCAACCUCAGCAAAAAAUUCUCCUUCCCCAGCCGUUACCCACGAGUCAGGCGUUUGCAGUGCCAUCGUUUCCCCAAACGCCGCAGAAAGCCAACCAAAAAGUGCUCUUGCAACUCAUCCAACAGGGAGAUGAUAUUCAUCGCUUGUCCAGCCAGAAUUCUGCCUUUAGCCACGAUAAAACCCAGCUAGUAUCACAGCCGGUUCAGGCCCAAAAGCUGUUGCCAGGCACAGUACCUACACAGCAGUUUGCGGCUCCAUCGCUCUCGCUCCCCUACCCGGGGUUUUUGACAUUUAGGGAUCCAAUGAAUUUGACUGGGACCCGUGUGGACAUGAUGAAGGCCGCACAUUUAGCUCCUCUUCAGAUGGUCUCGUUGGACAACAGUCAGACAGGCCCUAAGGAACGUUCUCAGUAUUUCGACAUGGAUAAAGGUUCCAACACCGACAAGACUUCCAGAAACGGAUAACGCUAUGAUUGCCUGAGCUCCUUGACUGUUUAGCGGAAGCAUCAACGGUUGACUGAAGAAGUGACCGUCUUCUUCAAGGACAACGGAAAUCGAAUUUGAAUCGCUAAGUUAAAUCAUUGUGUAUCGACACUAAUCAGAAUUCGACAUGCUCAAAAAGUGAGGCAUUCAAGAGAGCUUCGCGUCCACAUCUCCAUUCGUGAGCCUACAUCAAGGCUUUACACGCCAUUUAAGGCUGCUUGGACGUAUCAAGAACUUUAAUAAUUUUCGUAAAUAUUACACAGAAAUGGAAACGAAUUUUCAGGGAACCAAAACUGGGAAGACGGCGAGUGGUUAUUGGGCCGGCCAUCCAUUGCUAGCAAUUAUGGGUUAUCGUACGAAGAGACCGACCACCCUUUUAAGGCUAUGUUCUAAAGUUGAUUCUCUAAGUUACUUUUAGAGUCAAGGCAACUGAUCUCGAAGUAAUUCCAUGUACCCCCCCCCCCCAGCAUUUACCGUGAUUGUUCUAGUUUACACCAAUAGACGUCGUAUGGUGUUCAUGAGAGCAAUAUCCUCAACAGGGUCCGCCUCAAAGUGUCUCGACGACAUCGUGUAUCAGUAAGAACCUUUUUGAAAUAAUUUUACCUCCAUUGUAGCUAAAGCAGUCACACGUUUUGCAAAUCGUUCUGUACAAAGUUUUUACGUAGCUUAAGGAUUUCAACUGCAUAUAGCUUGCUUUAUAAGUCCAUUUUUUUUUUAGCCUUAUUCCCGAUUUGUUUCACUGUCGUUAUUAUUUAUAUUAAUAUGUCAGAGUGCUUUUUUAGUUAGCAACUAGCACUAACCCCCCCUAAAUCUCACCCAAAGGUGGGUCAUUGUAAGCUACUAAAAUUGUCCAGAGAUGAAGUUAAAAAACGAAACGCAGUUUAAUCUCGGAAGCAGUGCCCGUUUUUACUUGUUUAAAGAGAUGCGCGCUUUCGUUUAAACGCACUUGAUUAUUUAACGCAUAAUUAUUACAAAACCAGAAAUGUUGCAAAAUCCGUGAAUUGCCAUUGAUUGGCUGGGAAAGUUUUGAUUCGUUAGCGGCUUAUUGUGGUACAGAGAUGGAUUUCAGAGAGUUAUAUUAUUAUAUGAUGGGUGUACAUUUGCUCAAUGUGUAAAGCUGAUGAUAAAUAUUUCAACUUGAA